AUGGCGGAAAUAAUCAAAGGAUCGGAUUUGUUACACAAUGACCAAUUGAGGAGGAAAUUAAAGGCUCACAUUGAAAUCGAUUGCCUGGUUGGAAUGCCAACCGAAACGGUUUACGGAUUAGGAGGGAACUCACUGAGCGAGAAGUCGCUAAGAAAGAUAUUUCAGAUGAAGAAUAGGCCCGUAAGUGAUCCCAUCAUCUCUCAUGUGCACGACAUAAACCAAGCGUUUCAUCAGCUGUACCAUGUGAACAUGUUUGAGAUGUUUACUAUAUAUAUGUUAAGUAAAUAUUUUUGGCCUGGCCCCUUGUCCAUAAUUGCCAAGGCAAAAAAGGAGGUGCCCUUAAUCCUGACGGCGCACACAGGGUUCUGCGCUGUAAGAAUGCCAAGGAACAACAUCGCCAUGGAGAUUAUAAAAGUGAGCCAAGUGCCAAUCGCAGCUCCGUCCGCCAACAAGUUUCAACACAUCAGUCCUACCACUUCUGCUCAUGUCUUCCAAGAAUUUGAAAAUGAGAACAUUCUCAUCUUUGACGAUGGGCAGUGCGACAUAGGCAUUGAGUCCACUGUUUUGAAGCUGGUCAAGUAUAAGAAGGAACGGGUCGGAAAGCCUCAACGGCUGAGAGGAGGGGGUGAAACUUGUGAAGCGAUCCAACAGAAGGAUCUUCCCCAACCAGAAGAAGUCACCACGGAUGACGAAUACGAGAAGGAAUGCACAGACAAAAUGGAAUUUUUGCGUAGAGUUACGGGAACCCCCAUGUCAAACACAGACGUGGAAGUUUACGACAGGUUGAAAGGUCUGUUUGAGGCCAUUGCACGCGGGAAGGGACUGCAGGAAGACGUGUCAGGAAUGGGAGGUGAAUUACCAAAAACGAGUGAACCCACCCUGUUGGGAAAAAUACUCAAGUACAAGAGCCUGUACGACUAUCGUAUCCGAAUUUAUCGGAGGGGAAAGUACACGAAAGAGGAGAUAGAGGAAACCCUCAAAUCCUGUCCCCUCCUCAGAGACAUACAGGUCGAGUUGUACGAAAAGAUCAAGUUUGAAAAUCUGGCCAUUUUCCGCGGGGAGGGAGGUGGCCAAUGCGGUGAUGAAUUGAGUGCCGAAUGGAAACAGCCACUAAACGUGUCCUUGAACGGCGCGCUAAGCAGUUGCCAUUCCAGCCAUUUAAGUGGCAACGUUGUGGAGGAGGCGGCGCAGAAUGAGGUCAGUCCGGGCCUUCUGCUCACGCACUACAGCCCAGUCGUGUCGACGUACUUGCUGGACAGGGUGGUCGAUGGAGGAGACCAAAGUGGAUCAACGAAUAAGAAGCCGAUUGCCAGCAUCUGCUUGGCGAAGUGCGUCCUUCUGGACAUCGGCAACUCUUUUGAGCGGCACGAAGGGAACUUUCUGAAAUAUAUUAACAUCUCAUACGAAGGAGUGCACACCAAAGAAGAACAGACGAAAUUGGUGAUGAAGAACUUUUUCCUUCUUUUGAGACAAGCAGAAGAGCUAGCCAUAGAACACAAGUCUGAGGGAAUCCUAAUUUCGAUCGUAAAUUUAAAGUGCGUCGAUGAGGGCAGCCUCUCCAUCUUUGACAGGAUUUUCAGGGCAGCUUCUGGCAGAGUACUGCAGGUGGCCGUGCCUGAGACAGGGCCGCUGCCCCUGGUUUAG
Molecule: messenger RNA, 1644 nt
Organism: Plasmodium inui San Antonio 1
Lineage: Eukaryota; Apicomplexa; Aconoidasida; Haemosporida; Plasmodiidae
Exons: 1
Coding region: 1-1644 (547 amino acids)
Biological process (GO): regulation of translational fidelity
Cellular component (GO): cytoplasm
Molecular function (GO): double-stranded RNA binding; nucleotidyltransferase activity; tRNA binding
Source: RefSeq, a predicted model, not a curated record